GUGUACUUAUCUCCCGAAGGACGACUCACUGGUGGUUGUAAACUGAUUGAUCGAAACAUUACCGUAAUGGAAUAAUUCAUGGUCAUCAUCAGGUACACAACUUUACACUGGCUUCUGUAUUGAUUGUUAGAUUUUCCAUGUCGCUAGGUGGCAUCAAAAUGACAGUUCCAUAUGUAAUACUUUGGACACAAACAUUAACUUUGUUACUCUCGAUGAGAGUAAUCAUUUGCCAUAAUCACUGUAACUGUAUUGCCAAGAUGAUUGACGGCUACGCGGACAAGAAGUUGUCAGUGGAGGUGAAGUGGAUGCACGAUGCAAGUUCACGACUGGAAUGUGCAUCCGAUUGUUUCAGAGAUGAGAAAUGUGUGAGUUUUCAGUUUUCAAAGACAGCCAGCCAGUGUGCAGGAUAUGUUGUCAACUCGGAGAACACCCCCAAAAGCGUCGGCGGCGUCGGCUACGUCAUGUACGAUACAUGUCGAUCCCCUCAAACGUUUGGAUCCAGCUGCACAACGAACAAAGACUGUUCCUUCACAGCAUAUACCGCUUGCAGAGACAAUUUCUGCAAAUGCCAGGAAAACAAAUUGCAAUCGGGGAGCAUAUGUGCUGACAUGUCAGGUUCUCCCGUCACAUUAACAGAUACAAAUUCUCCUCAUCAAUCUCCUCCACUUACUAUAGAGCCUCCACAAAACGAUCCUCCUCCACCAGCUAUGGAGCCUCCACAAAACGAUCCUCCUCCACCAGCUAUGGAGCCUCCACAAAACGAUCCUCCUCCACCAGCUAUUGAGCCUCCACAAAACGAUCCUCCUCCACCAGCUAUGGAGCCUCCACAAAACGAUCCUCCUCCACCAGCUAUUGAGCCUCCACAAAACGAUCCUCCUCCACCAGCUAUAGAGCCUUCACAAAACGAUCCUCCUCCACCAGCAAAACGAUGGAGCCUCCACAAAACGAUCCUCCUCCACCAGCUAUGGAGCCUCCACAAAACGAUCCUCCUCCACCAGCUAUGGAGCCUCCACAAAACGAUCCUCCUCCUCCACCAGCUCUUGAGCCUCAACAAAACGAUCCUCCUCCACCAGCUAUUGAGCCUCCACAAAACGAUCCUCCUCCACCUGCUCUUGAGCCUCCACAAAACGAUCCUCCCCACCAGCUCUUGA
Molecule: messenger RNA, 1151 nt
Organism: Haliotis rubra (blacklip abalone)
Lineage: Eukaryota; Metazoa; Mollusca; Gastropoda; Lepetellida; Haliotidae
Product: acrosin-like
Exons: 3
Coding region: 138-1151 (337 amino acids)
Source: RefSeq, a predicted model, not a curated record